AUGAUUAUUUCUCGACAUCCGCAAAUCCUUCUUUCUUACAACAUUCACACAUCACCACUCACUAAAGGAUCUCGGAGACCAUGGCAGACUCCAUGAUAGACGAGUAUCUGAUCUACUGCACCGCUUCCAGCGGUCCCAAAGACGACGGCACGAUCUCGGUCGGCAAGUUUAACUCUGGGCUCUCGACGGUCAAGACGUUCAAGCAAUCUGGAUCGUUCAGUAACCGGGUCGUAGUCAACGAGUCUGUGGUGCUGGCUGCGCAGGCAAAGAAAGCGAUUAUCAACGUCUACUCGUAUGCAAAGGACGGGCCGGUGCAGAAACUGUUUGUGCCGGACAAGCUCAGCUGUCUUGCUGCUACUCACAGUGGAAAGUUUUUGGUGGCUGGGACUGCGAGCGGGAAGCUCAUCGUCUGGGAUCUUACCUCUGGAGUAUGCUUGCUUUACAAAGAAGUCCACUACGGCGAAAUCAGCUGCCUCGUGUUUUCGCACGACGACGGCAUGCUGUUCAGCGGCGGGCACGAUAGCAGGAUACUAGGCUGGCGACUGAUUGAUCUCGUGAGAGCGCAGUCGCGAUAUGAAGAGCUGCAGCCUGUUUGUAGCUCGAAUCAGCAUAAGCUGCCCAUCACUGGACUUGCUUGCGGGUAUGGAAGUUCGCUCGAGGCUAGGCUUUAUAGCACCGCAGCUGAUGGAACCUGCAUGGUCUGGAAUGCGUCUGAUUUACGCCUCUACACCACCUACGUCUUUAACGGCACAGGCACAUGCCUCGCCCUCGACCCCGCCGAGCGCGCAAUCUACGUCGGCACCGACUCCGGCUCCAUCAUCCACAUCGACCUCUACCGCUCCUCCAACGACGGCACAGGGCUAGAAUACAACGGCGGUCUGCAACGAGUCGUCAACGUCGAGUCGGACGCGUACGCGCGGUUUGAUUCGCAUUCUGCUAAAGUGCUCUCGCUCGACUUGUCGUUCGACGCCACGCAGCUCGUGUCGGGGGGUGAAGACGGCGUUGUGCUGUUGUGGGAUAUUUCGUCGCAUCAGAUUAUGAAGAAACUCGGACCCGCGAAAACACCGGUAUUCUACGUCAAAAUUCAACAAUCCCUCCCCGCCACAAAAUACUUCCAACUCGAGUCUCUGAAAUUCAGCUUCGACCAGCAAUUCGAACGAAACCACAACUCAUGGUCUCUGCCUACUCCUUUUUCCGCGCCAAACGUGUCUAUUACCCAGUUAGUCAACCAACCGUCUGGUCCUGAUCACGAGCAGUUUAUCAAAACUCAGCCGAACGCUAUCGUGCCUCCUGGCUUUACGGGGUCACUUAAACCUUCCUCGCAACGGAAACCGACACAGACUAAAUCAGACACAGACAAGAAUACACCAACAACACCAUCCACAACAGACGAGUCAACACAACUCCCCUCCUCCGAACAAGACAAGAAAGAGAUCGAAGAACUAAAGGCGAAGUUACAGACUAUGACCGGGGCAUACAACCAACUCUGGGCAAAGUUCUCUGAAAAGUCAAGUAAAUAAGUAAAUCUUAGCGACUACAUAUUGGGUUUCUGUGUAUUGUCUUUGCGUUGGGGUUACUUUUCUUUCUUCUACAUUGGGGUGGUCGUUAGAGACUGUAUGAUAGUAUAGAUGGUUAUUGUUGUAUUGUAAUAAUAACUCAAAAGUCCUUCGUUCUUUAUCGUUCUUCUAUUUCACUGUAGUCUAUAAACAUCAUCAUCAUUAUUAUUUCACUGUAGUCUUCAUUGAUAUCUUGUAGUCUUCAAUGAUAUCCUA
Myxozyma melibiosi is the source of this 1772-nucleotide messenger RNA. Its product is annotated as WD40-repeat-containing domain protein. Gene Ontology annotation, cellular component: nuclear pre-replicative complex. NCBI's taxonomy places the organism in Eukaryota, Fungi, Ascomycota, Lipomycetes, Lipomycetales, Lipomycetaceae. The transcript has 4 exons. Bases 81 to 1520 code for a protein of 479 amino acids. Gene Ontology annotation, molecular function: protein binding. Gene Ontology annotation, biological process: DNA-templated DNA replication; rRNA processing. The record is from RefSeq and is a predicted model, not a curated record.